CGUCCCCCCCUCACGUCCCCCGGUCCCCGCCGAGCUCAACAUGGACCCGGGCCCCGGCGAGGAGCCCCGCGCCUCCACAUCCUCCGCCACGGCCGCCGCGCAGGAGCCCGGCGCCGAGGAGAAAAAUGAUCCCCCAUUCCAGCUCAAACUUCCUCCAAAGGCAGCUAGACCUGAAAAAGAAGUUGACCCAGAAUAUGAAGAGAAGAUGAAAGCAGAUCGAGCAAAAAGAUUUGAAUUCCUCCUGAAGCAGACAGAACUUUUUGCACAUUUUAUUCAACCUGCAGCACAAAAAUCACCAACAUCUCCACUGAAAGUCAAGCUGGGGCGGCCACGGAUGAAGAAAGAUGAGAAACAGAGUUUGAUUUCAGCUGGGGAGUACCGCCACAGGCGCACGGAGCAGGAGGAGGAUGAGGAGCUCUUGUCCGAGAGUCGGAAAACAUCCAACGUGUGCAUUCGGUUUGAGGAGUCCCCCUCGUAUGUGAAAGGAGGAACACUAAGAGAUUAUCAGGUUAGAGGUCUGAACUGGAUGAUAUCAUUGUAUGAAAAUGGAGUUAAUGGCAUUCUGGCAGAUGAAAUGGGGCUCGGGAAGACUCUGCAGACCAUAGCUUUGCUGGGCUAUCUGAAGCAUUACAGAAACAUUCCUGGGCCACACAUGGUCCUGGUUCCAAAAUCAACUCUGCACAACUGGAUGAAUGAGUUCAAGCGCUGGGUUCCGUCCUUACGUGCUGUCUGCCUCAUUGGAGAUAAAGAUGCCAGAGCUGCAUUUAUCCGUGAUGUUAUGAUGCCUGGUGAAUGGGAUGUUUGUGUUACAUCGUAUGAAAUGGUAAUUAAAGAGAAAUCAGUCUUCAAGAAAUUUAACUGGAGGUACCUGGUAAUCGAUGAAGCCCACAGAAUAAAGAAUGAGAAGUCUAAGCUGUCAGAGAUCGUUCGUGAGUUCAAGACAACAAAUCGAUUGCUGCUUACAGGAACUCCUUUACAGAAUAACCUCCACGAGCUGUGGGCAUUACUCAAUUUCCUUUUACCUGAUGUCUUCAACUCUGCAGAUGAUUUUGACUCAUGGUUUGACACCAAAAAUUGCCUUGGUGAUCAGAAACUCGUAGAAAGACUUCAUGCUGUUUUGAAGCCGUUUCUCUUACGUCGCAUAAAAGGUGAAGUAGAGAAGAGUUUGCCUCCAAAGAAGGAAGUCAAAAUUUAUCUUGGGCUCAGCAAAAUGCAGAGAGAAUGGUACACCCGGAUCCUGAUGAAAGACAUCGAUAUCCUGAAUUCAGCUGGCAAGAUGGACAAGAUGCGCCUGCUGAACAUCCUGAUGCAGCUGAGGAAGUGCUGCAACCACCCCUACCUGUUCGACGGGGCUGAGCCCGGCCCUCCCUACACCACUGACACCCACCUCAUCACCAACAGCGGGAAAAUGCUGGUGCUGGACAAGCUGCUGGCCAAGCUCAGGGAGCAGGGCUCCAGAGUGCUGCUCUUCAGCCAGAUGACUCGCCUGCUGGAUAUUUUGGAAGAUUACUGCAUGUGGCGUGGGUAUGAGUACUGCAGGCUGGAUGGGCAGACACCACACGAGGAGAGAGAGGAAGCAAUUGACACAUUUAAUGCCCCCAACAGCAGUAAAUUCAUUUUCAUGCUGAGUACCAGAGCUGGGGGUCUUGGAAUUAAUUUGGCAACUGCUGAUGUGGUUAUUCUCUAUGAUUCAGAUUGGAACCCUCAAGUAGAUCUGCAGGCCAUGGACCGUGCGCAUCGUAUUGGUCAAAAGAAACCAGUACGGGUGUUCCGACUUAUCACUGAUAAUACUGUUGAAGAGAGGAUUGUAGAAAGAGCUGAAAUAAAACUGAGGCUGGACUCUAUAGUUAUACAACAAGGCAGGCUGAUAGACCAGCAGUCCAACAAACUGGCCAAGGAUGAGAUGCUGCAGAUGAUCCGGCACGGGGCCACGCACGUGUUCGCCUCCAAGGACAGCGAGCUGACAGAGGAGGACAUCUCCACCAUCCUGGAGAGAGGGGAAAAGAAGACAGCUGAAAUGAAUGAACGAUUGCAGAAAAUGGGAGAGAGCUCCCUACGAAAUUUCACCAUGGACACAGAGAUGAGCUUGUACAACUUUGAAGGUGAAGAUUACAGAGAAAAACAAAAGCUGAGCAUGAUGGAAUGGAUUGAGCCCCCAAAAAGGGAACGCAAGGCCAAUUAUGCAGUGGAUGCUUAUUUCAGAGAAGCCCUGCGUGUCAGUGAACCAAAAGUCCCAAAGGCUCCACGACCUCCAAAACAACCAAAUAUUCAGGAUUUUCAGUUUUUCCCGCCAAGGUUAUUUGAACUUCUGGAAAAGGAAAUUCUGUAUUACCGUAAAACUAUAGGAUAUAAGGUGCCCAGGAAUCCUGACCUCCCAAACGCAGCUCAGGUACAAAAGGAGGAACAGAAGAAGAUAGAUGAGUCUAUGCCUCUGAACACUGAGGAAAGUGAAGAGAAAGAAAAGCUUCUGACACAGGGUUUUACCAACUGGAAUAAAAGAGAUUUUAACCAGUUCAUUAAAGCUAAUGAGAAGUAUGGGCGUGAUGAUAUAGACAAUAUUGCCCGUGAGGUGGAAGGAAAGUCACCUGAGGAGGUCAUUGAGUACUCAGCUGUUUUCUGGGAACGUUGUAAUGAACUGCAGGACAUUGAGAGGAUUAUGGCUCAGAUUGAGCGAGGAGAGGCGAGAAUUCAACGCAGGAUCAGUAUCAAGAAAGCCCUGGAUGCCAAAAUUGCGAGGUACAAAGCGCCUUUCCACCAGCUACGCAUUCAAUAUGGCACGAACAAAGGGAAGAACUACACGGAGGAGGAGGACAGGUUCCUGAUCUGCAUGCUGCACAAGAUGGGCUUCGACAAGGAGAACGUGUACGAGGAGCUGCGGCAGUGCGUGCGCAACGCGCCGCAGUUCCGCUUCGACUGGUUCAUCAAAUCCAGGACUGCCAUGGAGUUCCAGAGACGCUGCAAUACUCUCAUAUCACUAAUAGAAAAAGAAAACAUGGAAAUUGAGGAGAAAGAAAGAGCUGAAAAGAAGAAAAGAGGAGCAAAAGUUACAGCAUCACAGAAGAGAAAAGCAGAUUUGGCUGCUGAGAACUCUGGAAAAAAAGAUGCUAAAAAAGUGAAGUCGUGAACCUGACAACUGAAUGCUAAACUGCCACUUCUUCACUCCAUUUAUGUGUAUUAAUUGCCAACUUUGUAUUCAUGGUACUCUCCCCCAAGUCCCAUGCUUUAAUUUUGCAAAUUUUGUACCCCUUACAACGCCUUUCUUUACCUAAAAUGUGUAGCUUUAUAUCUUAUGCAUUCCAGUAUUUUUGUGUACUGUAUUUUGUGAGUUUCAUGUCUUGGGCAAAAUUCACUCAGUCCUGGGUUUUUUGAAGCUUGUGCUGAGGUUUUAGCUUUUAUAUGUUUUAUAUGCUGCUGCUUUGGAAGAAAACCUAGAUUCUAUAGCUGUAUUAUUGUUGUUUCAUAUUUUAAAUUUAUAUAGCUGUUGGAAAAUAAACUGACUUAAUUAUUUGAAGAGAAAUAUACUUCACCUUUGUUUUCCCUCCCCUCUCUCCCUUUUUUGCAUAGCUACAUUUAGAGAGAAUGUUAAGGUUUGUAUAAUUGUGCCUUCAUCAUCAAUCAGAUUUUUUUUUCAGAGGAGUGCUUAGACAGGAUCAAGGGCAUGACAGAACAAAAUCUAGUUAGACUGACAUCCUUGUUUGCUCUCUGCAUUAAAUGACAUUUUCUCUGAAGUGUUUAGAAGGAAACCCAGCAAAUACACACUUUAUUUUUCUUUAUCAGUGAUUUCUGCUGGGCUACAUGCUCAAACAUGGGGUGAGGUGUUUCUCAGAAUGGCCUCUUGAUGAAAACUUUUCUAUUUCUCAGAAGGAAGCAGUCAGGUCACAGCUUCUGGUUGUUUAAGUAGCAAACAAAAUAAUCCAUUUUCUGGUUGGUAGGCUCCUCAGCUCUGCUGCCUUGUGCUGAAAGAUCUUUGUUGCUCUAAUUACCUCUGCUGAAGCUCUUCUUUCACCUUCCAUUCAACACGUCAGUCAGAAGCAAUGGGGAUAUGUUAUGGAGUGCUCCUUUCUAGUAUUUCUAUUUUAAUGAAGGGAUGAAAGCGUUGGAUGUAUGAAUUUUUUUGACUUUGUAAGAAUGGCCUUUAUUAAGCAGGUUCCCAGUUCCUGCUCACUUCGGAGUGUCUGCCUUUGCUGGAUCAGUGGAACAGUGGCUGUGACAUCUGAUGUUUUACUUUCAUGUUCUGUCUCUGAUCUGGUGUUUAGUUAGACCUUGCUGCAGUCAGACAUGCCCUCAUAAUGUCAGCUCUAGAUUAAUGCAGUGUGCUUUACAUGGUACUUCCCUUGAACACCACUUGUAAACUUCUUCUAGUGCAGUUUGCUUCCUUCAGUGCUUUGAGAUGUUUUGAGAUAAAGAAACCUCUUUACUCUUUGUAUUUUGUGCUUUGCAUUGGCUACACCUUCUUCUGUGUUUGUAAAAUAUAGGACUUUAUAAAAUAAAGUUCUUGAGCUCUGCCCAUAUUCUUCUAUGUCAUUUAAAAUAUAUUGGUAUGUCUUUGAAGUUUUCUGGGAUUAGUAUCUCUAAGUUUGAGGAAUUUCCAGCUUUUUCUGUAGUGUCUGUUACAGGUUUGGGGCAAAGUGGAUGUGAUGAUUGGUUGAGCAUUUCAAAAGAUAAUUCAAAAUAUUAGAUUUUGUGUUUUGGAAUGUAGCUUUUGUCCAGGGACCACGUUAAUUAUUUCACUGGGUUUAUAUUUGUAAGACUUGGUAUUUGUUGAGCUUCAUGGGGCUCCUUUCAGGCAGGAGAUUGGUCAUAGGAGUCAGAGUUUUGGUUUUUUAAUGAGUGUGCAAGCCAGGUGUGCUCAGGACAGAAGCAGUCUCAGAAUGUGGUUCUGGUAUUGGAGCAAUUAAUAUCCUGCUUUAUCCUUGGGAGGAGGACAUCCAUGGAAUUACAGAGAAAGGCUGUGCAGCUACAUGGAUAUAUAACCACAAAUCCCUGGAGCAUUGCUAUUCAUAGAGAGAGAAGAUCCUUAUUUACACCUGCAUUUUGGCUCACGUGCCACUCACUACAUUUAUGGCCUGAAACGAUAAGAAAUAAGGGCUGAAAAAGCCAAGUGAAAUGUUUAUGGAGUUACAUGGUUAGGUCUAGAGCUCAUUCUAUUGCUCCUAUUUAGCAUUGGAUGAAUAUUUUAAUGUUUUAAGUCUUGAAAUAAGUGUAUUCUUGUUUUGUUCAUUGUAGAUUAGCUUUGUUUGACUUGCAUGUUUUUGUGUAUCCAGUUUCUCUGUGUUCUCUGUAUGGGAAGUCUUAAAAUGGUAAUAUCUCAACAUAUUUUAUGCAGAUUGCUUGGUUUCAGUUACCACUUGAGUUAAUGUUCAUUUGUGUCAAUGACAUGAUGGGCAAACCAUCAAGCAAAAGAUCAUGCAAUUGUUUUUUCAGAUUUUUUCAGAUCUUAUCCCCUGAUCAGAGAGCUUCUCUGCAGAAUGAUGGAUUCUCCCAGGAACUCUGUUACCUCUCCCAGUCUGUAGUCCCUGGUUAAACUGAGUGUUGAAUAACAGUCCUUGAGAGCACUUGGACAUUAUAAUUAUAUAUUUAUAUAUAUAAAUAUAUAUAUAUAUAAUAUUAUAAUUAUAAUUCCCAGCAGAUUGAGCCUUCCCAUCCAUCACAUCCUACAGUGAUAACUAAAAAUUGCUACCAGCUGCUGGUCAGGAUUAAAGGAAAAUGGAUCCUUCUCUUCCCUUUCUCAUUCUUCCCAUUGCAGAUCCCAACACUGUGUGUGCCUAGCAGUAUCUUAAGUUGCAUGCUGCUGUGUCAAAAUUAAGUGACAGAAAUUAAAGAAUCUUCCGACUUUUAACUGAUUUUCUUAGUGAGGAAUAUGGUUUGUAAGAAAUUAGUAAGCGCUGGAUGUUAUGUGAUAGAAAACUUCUGAAAAGUUUGGGCCUUUAGGCAAUUUUAGAGUUGCCAAAAAUGCUGCAAGAUAAAACACUUGGAAUAUUAAUUUAGUUCCUUUUCAGUGGGCAAGGAAAAUUUGAUAGUGCAAACAUCAGGCUUAAAGAAAGUCACCUUUGACUCACCAGGCAGUGCACAUAACACUGGGAGAGGUCACAGCAAUUGUGGUGGUUUCCUUGUCACAUUUUCAUCAUUUCCAACUUAAUAGUCCUUUUAUUUUUGAGUUAUGUUAGUGAUGACACCAAAAAAAUAUUGCUGCUAACCACCUUCAUUGUAUUUAAUUUCAGUUUGUUACAAUGACACGGAGAAGAAAUGAACUUUUCUUCUUGCUGGUAAUAUUAGACCAUAUUUAGAUGCUGGUUUGCACAAGUGGUAUUAUAUUAAAAUAUUAAGUAAGAUUUUUUUUUUCGUGUAGAUUAGCAUUGCUUGUUUGAUUUAGUGCUAAUGCUGGUAAGGGUUUAAGGAAAAGCAGCUAUCACUCUUUGAGAUGAUGAGCAAGGAGUACAGUCUGUGGAAAUGAAUCAGAAUCUAAGUGCCUGAUGGUGAUGCCAAACUGAUUUUUGCUUUUAUAUAUUCUUCAUAUACAUUUGUAGCUUUGUAGCUAUAUGAAUGAUAUAUAAAAGCAAAAAUUUGGCCUCAGUGGAGGUAACUUUGUUGUGCAGUGCCUGCAGCUCCUGCUGUGUUCCAGGCACUCUGUGCAAGCUCCUGCCCACCUUCAGCAGGGGGAUUUCGUCCUUUCAGAGGUGAGAAAUAAACGCCAAAGCGUAACAGGUUGAAAAAAGGUGGAAUUCUGCAGUCAAUACCUGUUUAUGUGAAUGCAAAAUGAUGAGGUUGGUGCUCUCAUUGUGAUGCUGGAGGGGAUUGAUCACCAGCUGUGGUUCUGAUGUGACUAAAGAGAGGCUGACAGUUGUUACAUUUUACUGAAUUUUGUCUGCUCCCCACACUUAGCUUCAAGCAUGUAUGUAAAUGCUUUUGUGGCUCAUGGUUCUAAUGUUUGAUAUGUUCUGUUUCUGAAAGACUUAAAGUUGAACUUAGUUUGCAUAUUUUGAAAUGUAAUGUACUCUUUAAUUGCAUUUGCAUGGCAUCCAUCCUUUCAUGAGAGCCUUAAUAGGAGUGAUAUUUGCUGCCUCAAAGGUACGUCAGUGUUGUGUCGUUCAAGAUAACUUCUGAACUUUUUCAAUCUGGGAUUUGUUUCUUAAGUUGUACAUAUAUGAAAAUAAAAGUUCAUAUGAACCUGA
Molecule: messenger RNA, 7172 nt
Organism: Prinia subflava (tawny-flanked prinia)
Lineage: Eukaryota; Metazoa; Chordata; Aves; Passeriformes; Cisticolidae
Gene: SMARCA1
Product: SWI/SNF related, matrix associated, actin dependent regulator of chromatin, subfamily a, member 1
Exons: 24
Coding region: 41-3124 (1027 amino acids)
Biological process (GO): regulation of transcription by RNA polymerase II; nucleosome organization
Cellular component (GO): chromatin; nucleus
Molecular function (GO): nucleosome binding; ATP hydrolysis activity; histone binding
Source: RefSeq, a predicted model, not a curated record